AGAGAGAGAGAGAGAGAGAGAUCCCUGUGGACUGUACAUAUUGCAUAAGGGAAGAAGGAACCCACGGACUCAAUCCAGCCUGUAGGAUCAACUCAAUUUGUGUCUGCGUGGCUGUGACUAUAGAAUGUAGCUUUCUUUCCUCACUUUUAUUCCUGAAGAAAACAAGAUAAAAUGGGAGAAGUUCAAAAGGGCUUGUUCUCGGUCCUCCAGAAGCUGAAAGGCGCUCCAGAGCAGGAGUUGAGAAUAGUUCUCUUGGGCCUGGACAAUGCAGGGAAAACAACAUUACUGAAGAAACUGGCUUCAGAAGACGUUAGCACCAUUACGCCAACACAGGGCUUCAACAUUAAAAGUGUGGCUUCUAAUGGUAUGAAACUGAACGUCUGGGAUAUUGGAGGUCAAAGGAAGAUUCGGCCUUUUUGGAAGAAAUAUUUAGAGAACACAGACUUGUUGAUUUACGUCAUAGACAGCGCAGACAAGAAACGUUUUGAAGAAACAGGACAGGAGUUAUCUGAUCUUAUCGAAGAAGAUAAUCUGAAGGCAGUUCCAGUGCUUAUCUUUGCUAACAAGCAGGACCUGGUGACAGCAGCUCCGGCGAGCGAAAUCGCUGAGGGGCUGAACCUCCACACGUACAGAGACAGGGAGUGGCAAAUCCAGGCCUGUGCUGCCCUGUCAGGGGAGGGGCUGCAGGAUGGAAUGAACUGGAUCUGCAACACCAUUGUGAAUAAGAAAAAGUAACCACAGCAUCACCCAAAACAACAGUACUCUCCUCAUUCUUAACUGUGUUUAAAUACUAAAAAAAACAGUUAAUCCCAAACUCUUUCUCUUGAAACUGUGUAUUCUGCAUUCAAUUCAGUCGAGAACAAACCAGUAACCUGUUGUAGUUAUUACAGACCACAAAUUAAUUAUUGAUAUUUGUAGGAAGAAUGCAGGACGCUUUGGCAUCUCUCUUUCCCUGAAAACUCACAGUGCAACAAGACUCUUGAAAGCAACAGUCAAUUAUGUUAACUAGUUUAACUGCACAUGUUUUGUUUUACCAAAAAGGUUUGGCUACUGAAGCCUACUGAUUGUGUCAAUUAAAACAAUCAAUUAUUUAUAA
This is a messenger RNA of Acipenser ruthenus (sterlet), 1096 nucleotides long. Its product is annotated as ADP-ribosylation factor-like protein 3. The record is from RefSeq and is a predicted model, not a curated record. Gene Ontology annotation, biological process: cilium assembly. NCBI's taxonomy places the organism in Eukaryota, Metazoa, Chordata, Actinopteri, Acipenseriformes, Acipenseridae. The coding region runs from base 172 to 735 and encodes 187 amino acids. The transcript has 6 exons. Gene Ontology annotation, cellular component: microtubule cytoskeleton; cytoplasm. Gene Ontology annotation, molecular function: GTP binding; GTPase activity.